AUGAUAUUCACACAGCUUGCCAAGGCUCUUUGCCUCUGGUCUCUCCUUCUAGUACCUUUUACUGUCGGCCAGAAUACCUCAGACCAUGAGUCCAACAAGAACAGAACCCUGAGUAUCGGUAUUAUCAUCUUCGAUGGCUUCGAGCCCAUUGAGGUCUGGGGACCACUUGAAUACCUAACAACUUUGUCAGCCUUCUACAAGAUGACCCUGUCCAUCAUUUCAUACCAAAAGGGUCCCGUCAAAGGCACCGUCAUUACCCAUACGUUUGCCGACGCACCAGCUCUUGAUGUCAUUCUGGUUCCCGGUGGCACGGGCGUCAUAAACGCGACCUUGAGUAACAGGACCGAGAUCGAGGAAUUUCUCGUUCGACGUGCCGACCAGGCUGAAUAUAUUCUCGGGCUCUCGUUUGGAGUCACGCAUCUGGCGCGGUCGGGCCUCCUCAAUAGCAAACGCGCAACGACCAAUAAGAGCGGGUAUCAGUGGAUCGUGGGCUAUGGACCAGAGGUCAACUGGGUGCCGCAGGCUCGGUGGGUCGUUGAUGGCAAGUUCUGGACUGCUUCAGGCAUGAUGGCCAGCUUGGACAUGACAUAUGCGUGGUUGUCCCAUGUUUAUGGAGCUGAAGGGCCUGUUAAUCAGCAAACGAAUGGUAUCGAAUAUGCUCCACAUCUUGAUUCUUCGUGGGAUCCUUACGCCGUUAUUUUCAAUGUUCCUGGUGCGAAUGCCAGCCGGCCCUCCCAAGAUUGUGUCGGACCCAUUGGGACAUGA
Molecule: messenger RNA, 765 nt
Organism: Bipolaris victoriae FI3
Lineage: Eukaryota; Fungi; Ascomycota; Dothideomycetes; Pleosporales; Pleosporaceae
Exons: 5
Coding region: 1-765 (254 amino acids)
Source: RefSeq, a predicted model, not a curated record